UGUUCAGGGCUUAAAUGCCCCACGUGCGCAAUAAUUUGAAAAAACUACAUGCGCUUUUACUUGUAGGAGCAAGCAUGACCAGAGAUGACCAGGCGCGUAGGAUGUCGGCAAAGCUAGGGAACGUGCGGACAGACUUGUGCCACUAUCGUAUAUAAAUCGGCGACGAGAGAGGGAGGGGAGCAAGUGCUGAACAUUCUUCUUAGCAUACAGUUCAGUUCGGACUAAAGGGGGAUACGAUAACCUAUUUGGCACCAAACAGGAAUUACGGUGGUUCCUCUGCAAACUGCUGUUUGGACUGCCUACAUUGUUUACCUUGCAAAUGAGAGCCUAGUUUUGGAAGGAGAAACUCAAACAAAGUAUUUAACUUGGAGUUAUUUGAUCUUUCCUGAGGAAGUCAGACAGUGAAACAUAAUUCAAGAUGGAGAAUAUGGAAGAUGGGAAGAAGAAGGGAGUGACCUGUUACCUCCUCUACUGCAUCACUACAGCCGUCAUCGGCUCCCUGCAGUUCGGAUACAACACUGGAGUCAUCAAUGCCCCUGAGCAGAAACUGCGACGGUUCUUCCAGAAUGUGUCUAUGGAUCGUUAUGGAGACCCCUUCUCCUCUGGGACUAACACCAUGGUUUGGAGCUUCGCUGUGGCCAUCUUCAGUGUGGGGGGUAUGGUUGGGUCCUUGUCUGUGGGGGUCAUGGUGGACAAGUUUGGGAGGCGUAAGUCCAUGCUCCUGGCCAACGUGCUGGCCCUUCUGGGUGGAACUCUGAUGGGUCUGUCCAGCCUGUGUAAGUCCUUUGAGAUGGUCAUCAUUGGCAGGCUGGUCAUUGGCGUGUUCUGUGGCCUGUGUACUGGACUGACGCCCAUGUACGUGGGAGAGCUGGCCCCCACGCACCUCAGGGGGGCCUUCGGCACCCUCCACCAGCUGGGAGUGGUCAUUGGCAUCCUGGUGGCACAGGUCUUUGGUCUGGAGUUUCUGCUGGGGUCAGACUCCCUGUGGCCCCUCCUGCUGUCCCUGACGGCCAUCCCUGCUGUGGUGCAGAGCAUCAUGUUGCCCUUCUGCCCAGAGAGCCCCCGCUACCUCCUCAUCAGCCUCAACCAGGAGGAGGAGGCUCGCAAAGCCCUGGUGCGUCUGCGUGGCUGUGAGGACGUAAGUGAUGACAUCCAGGAGAUGAAGGAAGAAGGGAUGAAGAUGGCCAUGGAGAAGAAGGUCACUAUUCCAGAACUCUUCCGCUCGCCAGCCUACCGUCAGCCAAUCAUCAUCGCCAUCAUCCUGCAGCUCUCCCAGCAGCUCUCUGGCAUCAACGCGGUGUUCUACUAUUCGACAGGUAUAUUUGACACUGCCGGGGUGACCCAGCCCAUCUACGCCACUAUAGGAGCUGGGGUGGUCAACACGCUAUUCACAGUGGUGUCUCUCUUCCUGGUGGAGAGGGCGGGACGAAGGACCCUGCACCUCAUCGGAUUGGCUGGAAUGGCUGUCAGUGCUCUGCUCAUGACCAUCUCUCUCUCAUUGGUGAAGACCAACACGUCUCUGAGCUACCUGGCCAUCGUGGCGGUGUUUGCCUUCGUGGCCAGUUUUGAGAUGGGCCCAGGUCCUAUCCCAUGGUUCAUAGUUGCUGAGUUGUUCUCCCAGGGGCCUCGGCCUGCAGCUAUGGCCGUCGCAGGCUGCUCCAACUGGACCGCCAACUUCCUGGUCGGGCUGGGCUUCCCCAAACUGGAGGAGCUGUGUGGUCCUUACGUCUUCAUCAUCUUCAUGAUCUUCCUCAUAUUCUUCUUCGUCUUCACCUACUUCAAAGUCCCGGAGACCAAGGGGCGGACCUUUGACGACAUUGCCAAAGGAUUUGCCGGCACUGCAGGAGCCCAAUCUCCUCCCCCAGAGGGUAUGGUCACCCUGCCCGUUUCCCCGACGACGGAGAAAGUUCCAAUGGUUGAGUUUCCGACGGAAGAGAAGUAAAAGAGGUGAUCGUCAGCAAAUCCGUAGAUAGUGGAACAGGUAGAGAUGCCCCUUGUGCAUAGAUACUGUAAUGUAGGGAGUUUAAGAUCAAAACAAAACUUUUUGUCCAUUUUAGGUUGAAUUGGACUUUUAAAGUGCAGGACUAGGGAUAUGCACUGUAUGGAGAGGAGCUUCCAUAUGAAAUAGCAGCUUAGUGUCAGGGUGUGUGUAUAGUGUGUGUUGGGAAUAGGGUUGGGGAUGAUAAUGCAGGCAUCAUGAGAGUUUGUGUCAAAGAGGAUUUGUUUACUGUGUGUGAGGGUGCGCAUGUGUGUGUGUGCCUUCAGUCAUUUUCAUUUAAACUGCCUAAAGUAUUUAUUACUGUAAGUUAUUAAUGAUAAUUUGUAAUUAGCUUUUACCAAUGUUCAGUAAUAAACUUCCCAUAUUGUCCUUCACUUGGGUUAAAAUGGGAAUAGGAUUUGGGUUGAUGUGUACUGCGGUCAGUGGGUUUGGGAGGACAGUCCAGGAACAUAAAAAUCCUCUCUGCCUGGUGUAUCCUAACCUAGCCUGUCUCUCUGCCUGGUGUAUCCUAACCUAGCCUAUCUGUCUCUCUGCCUGGUGUAUCCUAACCUAGCCUAUCUGUCUCUCUGCCUGGUGUAUCCUAACCUAGCCUAUCUGUCUCUCUGCCUGGUGUAUCCUAACUUAGCCUAUCUGUCUCUCUGCCUGGUGUAUCCUAACCUACCCUAUCUGUCUCUCUGCCUGGUGUAUCCUAACCUAGCCUAUCUUCCUCUCUGCCUGGUGUAUCCUAACCUAGCCUAUCUGUCUCUCUGCCUGGUGUAUCCUAACCUAGCCUAUCUGUUUCUCUGCCUGGUGUAUCCUAACCUAGACUAUCUGUCUCUCUGCCUGGUGUAUCCUAACCUAGCCUUUACGUCUCUGGAGCCUGACCUUGAACUGUCACAGAGACUCAACAGUACGGACGUGUCUCUCCCUGAACACUGAGUCAGCUAGAACACUGGCAUGGCUCACACAUAUCUGUGGCUUCUGUCUGCCUCAUCAGACGUCAUACAGUAUAGGCUUCUAAUGCCUGGCUGGCCUAUCAUAGCUAUGCUAAUGAGGAGUUCAGAAGUAACAUUUCUUCAAGUCUCCAAAUAGUACAUGAAACAUAAAUUCCGGGUUCAGCCAGUAUGAUAGUAGAAUUCUUAGACAGCAUGUUAACAGUUUCUUCAAGACAAUUAGAUUGAGAGAAUGUGUGGAGGAACUUUGAAGAAUUUCAGAUGUCCUCCAAAUCAUGUAUCACAUAGGGGUAGAGGCAAUAUAUGGAGCAAAGCCAUUCAACCACUGUGGAACAAUGACAUUCAGCCACUGUGGAACAAUGACAUUCUACCACUAUGGAACAAUGACAUUCAACCACUGUG
Salmo salar (Atlantic salmon) is the source of this 3333-nucleotide messenger RNA. It is a transcript of the gene gtr3, whose product is annotated as Solute carrier family 2, facilitated glucose transporter member 3. Gene Ontology annotation, biological process: dehydroascorbic acid transport; response to insulin. The record is from RefSeq and is a predicted model, not a curated record. Gene Ontology annotation, molecular function: D-glucose transmembrane transporter activity. NCBI's taxonomy places the organism in Eukaryota, Metazoa, Chordata, Actinopteri, Salmoniformes, Salmonidae. Gene Ontology annotation, cellular component: basolateral plasma membrane; plasma membrane; apical plasma membrane.